AUGGCCGCCACGGUCAUGUUGUUCGCGCGAACCAUUCAGCUGAGACUGGAGCGGGCUGCGACUUGCUACCACAUCUUCGACCCCCGCCACUGGUUUAACGUCGAUAGCCAUCUCGACUUGAACUUGUGCAUCGGAUAUCAGGGCGGAAACUUGAUUCCUGGAAAUCACUACACUGAGUCAUGCGCCCAGUGCUUCCUGAUCGACACUUUCCUCCAGUGCGGCUGCGGUGGCCCGUCUCCGGCCGCUCACAAGUCUGGUAUCAAUCUCGAUGAGUUCAUCGAGAACAGCCACGGAGUACUCAAGUGCUUUGGAAACACUGGAAUCGAUGACGACAGAGUGCCUCACACGGCAAAUGUCACCGCGACUGCCAACACGACUUGCGCCGGCGAUAACGCCUCGUUCUGCCCUAACAUCGACGUCCACGAGGGAUAAAUGAAGCGGGCAACCUUCUGUCGACAGCCUGUACGGAAACGGCUGAGAUGCGUGCUUAUCUAGCUGUCGUUCGACGUUCCUGUACCGUGGGUGGGUAUCGGUAUCAUAAGUGGAUUAUAUCAACGACUGGGUUCGCCAUCUUCAAACGAUGUUCCAGAAUGAAUUCCUUAUAAUCCUCGAGGAUAUCGGCAUGUUUUUUUUCUUUUCUUCAUCUUUUCUCCUGUCAGUUGUUAAUAGGUCAUGGGCGCUGACAAUGUCGCGAAUGGGAGGUUAAUG
Molecule: messenger RNA, 708 nt
Organism: Lasiosphaeria miniovina
Lineage: Eukaryota; Fungi; Ascomycota; Sordariomycetes; Sordariales; Lasiosphaeriaceae
Exons: 4
Coding region: 1-432 (143 amino acids)
Source: RefSeq, a predicted model, not a curated record